AUUGCUUUCAAUGAAAACUUCAGAAAGCCAAGUUCCUUAGCAAAUCUGUAAACAGUAAUGGACGCCAGGUUUAGAUUUUGAAAGAUAAAAUAGUUAGUUUUAAAACGACACAAUUAACAUACAUCCCAGAAAUAAUGCCUGGAGAAAGAUUGUAUGGGGCUGCAGGGGAGCCACAGAAUACCACAGUACUAAUGGAAACCAUCUAUAAGUUAAAACAAGAAAUCCAGAAAAGCAAUGCAGAGAAACAGGCUCUCGCAGAACAACUCAACUGUCUUAUUCUCUUGGUUAAAAGAUCUUGGGAUGGGGAUCACAAUGCCACCCUUCACUUAGGAAAUAUUGUUGGGGUUUCACCACCUAAUUUUCAUCAUUCACCUAGCUCAGACAGAAUUGUUACAAACACACCAGUUCCUGAAAAUGUCAAGAGCAAUGCCGUUCAGCUUUGGGAACGGUUAGCCAUUAAACUUCUGGAGCAAGAUAACAUGAGACUCCAACACGAAAUUCAGCAGCGACAACAACUUUAUAUUGAAAGAAGACAGAUGUACAUGGACGAACUUCUAGAAACGCAUCAAAAAGAAAUGUCACAACUUCCUGCCACUCGCAACAAGAAAAGUUUAGAGGAAGUAGACAGAAAGUUCAUGAAAACUUACAAUAAGAACUCGAACUUAAAUAGACCAGGGAGUGGAACUCGUACAACUCAGCAGAGAGCUAAGAGUGCUGUUACAAGGACGAGAAAGGACAGUACAAACGGUGUGGAGUUGACUAUUAACGAUAUCCUUCACCCCGAGCAUGCUCAUCUCAGACAAGAGACUAACAGUGCAUUUUCUGGACUUUACAAACUGGACAAAGAAAGUAACAAGGACCAGUUUUACAGUAGACUGGAGUAUGAUGACCCAAACAGAUAUAAACCAGCUGUCUCUCUCUUUGAUCUUGAUACUGUGUUUGGGCCAGACAAUCACAACUCGGAUGCAAAGCGACCAAUCAGUGCCUUCCUUCCAAAUGGCAUGGAGAGACAGAAACCGAGACCAAAAAGUGCAGGAGUGUUUCUCACACAAAAACAUGAAAGACAGAUAAAGUUUGACACAACAAGACCAGUGUCAGGAAAACCAUCUAAAGGAAAAGCAAACCAGAGAAAGAAGUCUGCUGGACCAACAAAUAUCAGUAAUGAACCGGUUCCGAGAGAGGAGGAUGCUAUAAUCCACAUGCCCUCUGAGAUGACAGAUAAUUCUGUGAGUGACAGUGUCAGUCAACAGCUAGAGGAGUCAGACGAGGAGCAGCAACCAAUCAGAGUCAAGAUGAAUACGCAUAAAAAACGCCCACAACAUGUGGAUAAAUUCUGUAAUGAACUCAAAGACAUGGAAGAGAUGGAAAAGGAAUUUAGGAAGAACACUAUUGCUUUGCAGAAGCAGUUGGGUAUAGGGGAUACAGGGAUGGUUUUUUAAUUUGAUUGUUUUGAUGUACAUAUUGUUGUCAUUCAUUAUGUCAUAAUUUUUACUGCCUUUUAAAGAAACUGCUGUCAAAAAACAAGAUGUGGAUGUUUAUUUGUCAACAGGAUAUUGGUAUUUGGUUGUAUGUAGAUGUAGACUGUGUUAAGUGAUGUUUAAUUUCUUUUUUGUGGCUGCAUUUUUCCUUAACCAAAUUGUACACUGACUUUUUUUUCAGAUGCUUUUAACUUGUAAGCAUUUACUGCCAUGGACAAAGAAUAGAUGUAACAAUGAAUUUAAAAGCCAACAAAAUAAUAUUGGAAAUGCAUUUGACAAUGUAUACAUACUGUAUUUUCUUUUGUUUUUCAUUAUUUUGUUCUUAUCAACUUUUAUUUUACCCUUGAGAUGUGCUAUAACAAUUGUAAACU
This is a messenger RNA of Saccostrea cuccullata (small rock oyster), 1849 nucleotides long. RefSeq lists its product as uncharacterized. The transcript is spliced from 9 exons. Bases 135 to 1439 code for a protein of 434 amino acids. NCBI's taxonomy places the organism in Eukaryota, Metazoa, Mollusca, Bivalvia, Ostreida, Ostreidae. The record is from RefSeq and is a predicted model, not a curated record.